CCACUUACAACACAAAAUAACUGACUUAACUGUCAUGUCCCCUCUUUCCUAGCCUAGUACUAUAAAACUCAAACCCAAUUCUUGGCUACUUUGAAAAAAAGAAAAUUGCAAACUCUAAACUCUCUGUAAUGGCUUCGAAAAGUACAGCAGUUACCUCCAAAAUCUUGAAAAAUGUCUUAUUUUUCUCACUCUUCAUCUCUGUAAUUUCUUACGAGUUUGAAGUUGGGGAAGAGACAGGUUGGGUUACACCAACUGGGAAUGAGCCUGAGACUUACAAUGAGUGGGCUGCCAGAAACAGAUUCCGCAUUGGAGAUACUCUUCAUUUCAAGUACCAUAAGGACUCGGUUCUGGUGGUGAAUUCUGAGGAUUACUUAAACUGCAACACCUCAAAUCCUAUCACCAAAUUCCAAGAUGGAAACACGAUUUUCAAAUUUGAUCGCUCGGGGUUCUUUUAUUUCAUAAGUGGCCAGUCGGGGCACUGCAAAUCUGGCCAAAGGCUCAUUGUUCGUGUAAUGCACCCUUCUGAAAUUGAGUCUCCGGAGUCUGCUCCUUCGCCGGCGCCGGCUCCACUAUCAAGCGGCGAUGAUGGUUGGGAUUCAGCCGAUUGGGGACCGCCGGGAAUCAGUUCAACCACAAAGCUCGCUGUAGCAUCUUAUUACGUGACUUCUUUUGCAGUCAUAUUAGUUGUUCUAUAUUAGUCAUUCAUUCUAUGUUUAAUUUGCUCGUAGAUUACGUUUCUUUCAUGUUAGUUGGAUUCUUAAGGUAUUUUCAUUGUAAUCAACUAUGAUUCUUGAUAGCUUUUUGGGAUUUAAAGAUUCAUCUCUAUCCAUGGCUGUACCAUUGAGG
This is a messenger RNA of Olea europaea var. sylvestris, 846 nucleotides long. Its product is annotated as mavicyanin-like. Lineage: Eukaryota; Viridiplantae; Streptophyta; Magnoliopsida; Lamiales; Oleaceae. Bases 129 to 698 code for a protein of 189 amino acids. Gene Ontology annotation, molecular function: electron transfer activity. The transcript is spliced from 2 exons. The record is from RefSeq and is a predicted model, not a curated record. Gene Ontology annotation, cellular component: plasma membrane.